CAUACAUGUAAUAAACGAAACUGAAACCAUAUGCUUUUAUUCUGUCUGAGAAUAUAUAUUUGGAUUGGAGGAGAACAUGUAGGUAGAGAGAGAAGGGUUAUUGUUUUUAUAUUUUAAAGAAGACUCAUUCAAUCUUCUUUAACAACUUUUUAAACCCUUCUCUCAUUUCUUCUCUCUAAUUAUUUCAACAAUUUUGAUCAGCUCCUUUAAUAUCUUAAGCUGUUACAUAUACAUUUAUAUGCAUUUGUGUGUAUGUGUUUCAUGAUCUUGGAAUUGUUAGUACUUGUUGGAUCUUGAUCAAGAUCAUCUUUUUAUUACAAGGGUUGUGUUGUGAUCUUGCUGUGGGAUUGUAUAACAGAAGCUGCAGAAACCCUUUUGACAGAUUUGUUUGAAGGUGAAUUAGGUAAGGGGUUUUGGGUUUUCUCCAACUUUGAUAAAGAUCUGAUCUUUAGUAUCUUAAGGUGAUUUUCUGAGGGUUUUGAUCUGAUUUUUGAAGAAUUGAGGAUUGUGUGAUCUGUUUUUUGUGAUACUUGAUUAUUAUUGUCUUGUUCGGGUAAAUUUUGAUAAUUGAUCCUUGAUUAAAGAAACAUUGGUUGAAAUUAUAACCUAAUUUUGGGUGGACUCAAGUGAUCUUGAAUUCUUGAUUGAAUAGUAAUCACUUUCAAGGGCCUGUCUGGGGCUAUAUUUUAUAGCGGAGUUUAGGUUCUUGAUAUCGAAUUUAACAUUAUUGGUGACUGAUCAGUGAGCAGCACUGAGGUGAUCCUUGAGCAUAUUGUGGUACCCUCCACUACAGUGGGGCGAUAAGUGUCUGAGACCGAUGUGAAUUAUUGGUGAAAUAUAUUAACCAUCUGAUCUUUUGAGCCAAGGUUUGUUUCUUGCAAGAAGCAAAAGAAGGUUUGAUUUGUAAAAAUGUCUCAUAAAGUUGAAAGGGCUCCACAUCUUCAAUCGAUCAGAUCAUUGCCUGUUGACUUUAGAUUAAAGGAUGCACUAGAAGAUCAUUCUUCCAGGAAUUCGGAGACUGUAACUAUGAUGAAUAGUACUAGGGUUUAUAAUAGUCUCACCAAAAAUGUUGAGGUGGUUGGUACAAAUAUCAAUAAUAAGGUUGAUAGUAAUGGUUUUGAUGAAUCACCUUACGGAAAAGGGCCUUACAGGGGUGAAAGCUUGAAUUCUGCAGCUUCUACUUCGCAAUCAUAUGGCUCAUCAUUUAAUGAUUCCAAAUGGAGUGACACUUCUUAUGAUGCAAAGAAGAAGCUUCAGUCCUGGUUUCAACUUCCAGAUGGGAACUGGGAAUUGGCAAAAAUCCUGACAACUUCGGGGACAGAAUUGGUCAUAUCAUUGUCAGAUGAGAAAGUUCUAAAGGUGAGUGGUGAUACUCUGACACCUGCAAAUCCUGAUAUCCUUGAUGGUGUUGAUGAUCUUAUGCAAUUAAGUUAUCUAAAUGAGCCAUCAGUUUUACACAAUCUUCAGUUCAGAUAUGACCGGGAUAUGAUAUAUACGAAAGCAGGUCCGGUUUUGGUUGCCAUUAACCCCUUCAAAAAGGUUCCCUUGUAUGGAAAUGAUUUCAUUGAAGGAUAUAGGCGUAAAACCAUUGCAAGUCCACAUGUAUAUGCCAUUACAGAUACAGCCUUACGGGAAAUGAUACGAGAUGAAGUAAAUCAGUCCAUUGUAAUAAGUGGUGAAAGUGGAGCGGGAAAAACUGAAACGGCUAAGAUUGCAAUGCAAUAUUUGGCUGCACUUGGAGGCGGAAGUGGCAUAGAAUAUGAAAUAUUAAAAACUAAUCCUAUUCUGGAGGCCUUCGGUAAUGCAAAGACAUCAAGAAAUAACAACUCAAGUCGAUUUGGGAAACUUAUUGAAAUUAACUUUAGUGAAACUGGAAGGAUAUCCGGUGCCAACAUUCAGACUUGUAACAACACACUAAUUUUAUUUGAACAGUCUCGGGUGGUUCAAUGUGCUGAGGGAGAGAGGUCGUAUCAUUCAUUUUAUCAGCUUUGUGCAGGAGCACCACCUUCUCUUAGAGAGAAGUUGAAUUUGAAGACAGCAAUGGAGUAUAACUAUUUGAGGCAAAGCAGUUGCUACUCAAUUCCUGGGGUUGAUGAUGCAAAAGAAUUUCGUGUUGUAACGGAAGCACUUGAUGUUGUUCAUGUCAGCAAAGAAGACCAGGAGAGUGUCUUUGCAAUGCUUUCUGCAGUACUGUGGCUAGGAAAUGUAUCCUUUGCGGCUGUUGAUGAUGAAAAUCACGUCGAACCUGUGAAUGAUGAAGGUCUGGUGACUGUUGCUAAAUUGAUUGGGUGUAAUGUUGCGGACCUAAAGUUAGCCUUGUCAACUCGGAAUAUGAAAGUACGAAACGAGAAUAUAGUGCAAAGGUUGACUCUAUCUCAGGCUAUUGACGCAAGAGAUGCCUUGGCGAAAUCAAUAUAUUCUUGUUUGUUUGAUUGGCUGGUAGAACAAAUUAACAAGUCACUUGUGGUAGGCAAGCGCCGUACUGGAAGAUCCAUUAGCAUUCUUGAUAUCUAUGGUUUCGAGUCAUUCAUUAGAAAUAGUUUUGAGCAGUUCUGUAUUAAUUACGCCAAUGAGAGACUGCAGCAACACUUCAAUCGUCAUUUAUUUAAAUUGGAGCAAGAGGAGUAUAUCCAAGAUGGCAUUGAAUGGGCCAGAGUGGAUUUUGAAGACAAUCAAGAUUGUCUAAGUCUUUUUGAGAAGAAACCGUUGGGGUUAUUGUCUCUAUUAGACGAGGAAUCCACCUUUCCUAAUGGCACAGACUUGACAUUUGCAACUAAGCUUAAGGAGCACCUUCAUUCUGAUCCUUGUUUCAGAGGAGAAAGAGAAAAGGCUUUUACUGUGUGCCACUAUGCAGGGGAAGUUAUGUACGAUACAACAGGGUUUCUGGAAAAGAACAGAGAUUUAUUGCACUUGGAUUCCAUUCAACUAUUAUCUUCUUGCCAGUCCAACCUUCCUCAGGCUUUUGCAGCAAAUUUAGUUGCUCAAUCAGAGUCGAGUCUAAGUGGUCUAUUAAAUAAAUCAGGCGGAGCAGAUUUUCAAAAGCUAAGUGUUGCAACCAAAUUUAAGGGCCAGCUGUUCCAGUUAAUGAAACGCUUAGAGAAUACAACACCACAUUUUAUCCGCUGUAUUAAGCCCAAUAACAAUCAGUCUUCAGGUUUAUAUGACCAAGGACUCGUGCUGCAGCAGCUAAAAUGUUGUGGGGUCCUCGAAGUUGUUCGGAUAUCGAGAUCUGGUUUUCCUACUAGGAUGUCUCAUAAAAAAUUUGCCAGAAGGUACGGAUUCCUCCUUCUCGAGAGUGUAGCAUCCCAAGAUCCACUAAGUGUUUCAGUCUCGAUUCUUCAUCAAUUCGGUAUUCUGCCUGAAAUGUAUCAUAUCGGAUACACAAAAUUGUUCUUUAGAAUGGGACAGAUUAGUGUUCUCGAGGACACAAGAAAUCGUACUCUCCAUAGCAUAUUGCGUGUGCAAAGCUGUUUCAGAGGUCAUCAAGCUCGCCUUAUGGUUAAGGAUCAAAGGAGAAGAAUUACUGCUUUCCAGUCAUUUAUCCGUGCUGAGAAAACAAGGAAGGAAUAUUCAGUCUUAUUAAAACAAUAUCGAGCAGCUGUAGCUAUUCAGAAGCAAUUUAAAGGCAGGAUUGGUAGGGAAAAGUUCAAACAUAUCCAAGAUGCAUCAGUGUUGUUGCAAUCAGUGAUACGUGGCUGGUUAGUUAGAAGAUGCUCGGGAGACGCAGCUUUACUACAAUUUGGGGUUAUGAAGGGUCAUGAGACAGAUAAUGUGCUAGUGAAGGCAUCAUACCUUGCUGACCUCCAGCGUCGGGUACUUCAAGCCGAGUCUGCAUUAAGAGUUAAAGAUGGGGAGAACGACAUUCUUCAACAAAGAAUCCAACAAUAUGACAACCGAUGGUCAGAAUAUGAGCGGAAAAUGAAGUCAAUGGAAGAAAUGUGGCAGAAACAAAUGAGAUCACUGCAAUCAAGCCUAUCCAUUGCAAAGAGAAGCCUAGCCGCUGAUGAUUCAGAUGCAUCAGUCAAUAAUGACUCCAGCUACGGAUCACCAGUUGACUAUACGAGGCCAACAAAUACAGGUCUGAGUGUUAUAAGCAGACUGGCCCAAGAGUUUGAUCAGAGGAGCCGAAUAUUUGGUGAUGAUGCCAAGUUCUUGGUGGAAGUGAAAUCCGGUCAGGUGGAUGCAAAUUUGGACCCGGAACAGGAACUCAGAAGGCUAAAGCAAAUGUUCGAAGGGUGGAAAAAAGAUUACGGAUCGAGACUGAGGGAAACAAAGGUGAUCUUGAACAAGCUAGCAAGUGAUGGAGGAAGUGGUGAGAAAAUGAAGAAGAAAUGGUGGGGAAGAUUAAACAGCACAAGGAUGAGUUGAUGAAAAUAGGUUAAAUAUAUCCAAAUAUAUACUACACAACAGACUAGUGCAUGUUAUGUGAUUUUUACAUAAUAGAUAUAUACACGUCUACAUGCUCUAAAAUGGUCACCACUGGAAAACUACAUGAGGGUUGAUUAUCACUUCUCCAAAUUAUCCUACUGGAAGUUGAGAUCUAUUCAUUGAGUAUGAGCUCAAAUUAAUUUUUUUUUGAUA
Daucus carota subsp. sativus is the source of this 4581-nucleotide messenger RNA. RefSeq names its product myosin-1-like. Gene Ontology annotation, biological process: actin filament organization; vesicle transport along actin filament. Lineage: Eukaryota; Viridiplantae; Streptophyta; Magnoliopsida; Apiales; Apiaceae. Gene Ontology annotation, cellular component: cytoplasm; myosin complex; actin cytoskeleton. The record is from RefSeq and is a predicted model, not a curated record. Gene Ontology annotation, molecular function: microfilament motor activity; actin filament binding; ATP binding. The transcript is spliced from 22 exons. The coding region runs from base 910 to 4368 and encodes 1152 amino acids.